AUGCCUCCUCAGACCCUCAAGAUUGCCAUCGUUCCCGGCGAUGGCAUCGGCAGAGAGGUCAUGCCCCACGGCGUUCGCUGCCUCAAAGCCGCAGCAAAGACCUUCGACCUGUCCCUAGAGUUCGAAGAAUUCGACUUUGCCAGCUGCGACUACUAUGCUAAGCACGGUGACAUGCUUCCUCCGGAUUGGAACGCGACCCUCUCCAAAUUCGAUGCCAUCUACUUCGGAGCAGUGGGCAUGCCAGACCAAGUUCCCGACCAUGUCUCGCUGUGGGGCAGCCUCCUCAAGUUCCGGCGCGAGUUUGACCAAUACAUCAAUUUACGGCCAGCACGGCUGAUGCCUGGUGUCAAAUGCCCACUGGCCGGUCGCAAACCUGGCGAGAUUGAUUUCUGGAUCGUUCGUGAGAACACGGAGGGCGAGUACAGCAGUAUCGGAGGAAAGAUGUUUGAGGGUACCGAUCGUGAGACAGUGAUUCAGGAAACAGUCAUGACGAGGAUUGGCGUCGACCGCGUUGUCAAGUAUGCCUUUGAACUUGCCCAGACGCGUCCGAAGAAACACCUCACAAGUGCAACUAAGUCGAACGGAAUCAGCAUCACCAUGCCGUACUGGGACACGCGAGUCGCAGAGAUGGCCAAAAAGUAUCCCGACGUGAGAGUUGACAAAUUUCAUAUCGAUAUUCUGACCGCGUUCUUCGUCCAGCGUCCGCACGUCUUUGAUGUCAUCGUCGGGAGUAAUUUGUUCGGCGACAUUCUCUCGGAUCUAGGUCCUGCCUGCACUGGGACGAUUGGGAUAGCACCUUCAGGCAACAUAAACCCCGAGGGUAAAUUCCCUAGCUUGUUCGAGCCGGUGCACGGCAGCGCCCCAGACAUUUACGGCAAAGGCAUUGCGAACCCGGUCGGCAUGGUUUGGGCGGGCCAGAUGAUGCUGGAACAUUUCGGAUACGCAGAUGCGGCAGCCGCCAUGCUCAAAGCAAUCGAAAAUGUCCUGGCACAGUCAGAUGAUACGGUUCUUACCGCUGACAUGGGUGGCAAAGGUACGACGGUCAGUUUUGGCGAAGCCAUUGAGACGGAGAUCCUGAGUAUGAGCGGAUAG
Molecule: messenger RNA, 1092 nt
Organism: Exophiala viscosa
Lineage: Eukaryota; Fungi; Ascomycota; Eurotiomycetes; Chaetothyriales; Herpotrichiellaceae
Exons: 1
Coding region: 1-1092 (363 amino acids)
Molecular function (GO): magnesium ion binding; oxidoreductase activity, acting on the CH-OH group of donors, NAD or NADP as acceptor; NAD binding
Source: RefSeq, a predicted model, not a curated record